AUGGCCUUCACUCCCGUCGAGUCUGGUGUGGGCGGCCUGCUGAUCGGGCUGUCGGCCGCACUUGCAUACCUGGGGGACGGCAAGAUCACGGGAAUCAGCGGCAUCGCGGGGCCCUUCUUGCGGGGGGUCGGAAAGUGCCAGCCAAUGAAGGAUGGUCAACUCUGGAAGGCUCUUUUCCUGGUCGGGCUGGUCAGCGGCGGUCUUCUGAACUUGGCCUUCAACCGAGACUUCGCUUAUCCUCAGGCCUUGAACAUCCCGGUGGCGAGGUACUGCUUGGGCGGCGUCUUCGUUGGCAUCGGCACCAGAGCAGGCCGCGGUUGUACCAGUGGCCACGGCAUCUGCGGACUUCCGCGCCUUGCGCCUCGAAGCUGGAUUGCGGUGCCGACGUUCAUGGGCGUAGCUGCUGUAACCGUGGCAGUGACCAGGCAUGCAGCCCAGCUUGAUGCCAGCGGUCCAUGGGGAGUUGCGGAGCUCCAGUGGCCACCCAAGUGGGAGUUCCCUCUUGCGGCAGCUUUGUCCAGCUUGGCACUAGCUGCUCUGGCUUUGUUCUUGCCGUCCAAGCCUCGCAGCUUCGUGUCGCCGCUGGCGUGUGGGAUGAUCUUCGGCUUGGGCCUGGGCGUCUCAGGCAUGACCAGUCAAGCGAAGGUCUUGGACUUCCUGGACUUUGGCGGUACCUGGGAUCCGAGCCUGGCCUUCGUGAUGGGCUUGGGGCUUUGCGUCUCCUUCCCGGCAUUUCUGGUUGCAGAAAACGAGGACAGGAAGCCUCUCUGCGGAGAAGAAUGCAAGUUCGAGCGCCCGUCCAAAACCGGAGACUACGGAUCGCUGGUGCUAGGUGCCACGUUCUUCGGGCUCGGAUGGGGCAUGGUCGGCAUCUGCCCCGGACCUGUGCUGGCAGGCAUGAUCCCUUACCUCGUCGGAGGUUGGGGCCCUGGCCUUUCCUUCGGCCUUUGUGUAGUGCUGAUCCUGGCUUCGUGGUUGGUGACGGACCGUGUCAUCAGCUAUGUGAACUCACAGCAGGCUACAGAGGUCAACGUAGUGAAAGUAGUCCCGGCUGUGGCGGACGAGCAGGCCUGA
Messenger RNA from Symbiodinium sp. CCMP2592, 1074 nucleotides. The record is from the annotation of a GenBank genome assembly. NCBI's taxonomy places the organism in Eukaryota, Dinophyceae, Suessiales, Symbiodiniaceae.